Quercus lobata is the source of this 1057-nucleotide messenger RNA. RefSeq names its product violaxanthin de-epoxidase, chloroplastic-like. Lineage: Eukaryota; Viridiplantae; Streptophyta; Magnoliopsida; Fagales; Fagaceae. The transcript has 4 exons. The record is from RefSeq and is a predicted model, not a curated record. Bases 269 to 868 code for a protein of 199 amino acids.
GAAUUAACAUACGGGUCUGUUUCUAGUCCACACGAUGUUUAUCCCACUUCUCUGGCGUCCACACAUGCACUGCCUACCUACGCCUUUUCCUCUCUGUCUCUGUGUCAGUGUCAUCCUCUAUCUAUCUAAUCUAUGUUCUAAACUAAUUGCAAACGAAACUGUAACUGCAAUGAAAAGCGUCAUCUCCUGUACCAAUCCACUUGCCCCUUUGCCUUGUUUCACCUCCGCCUCUUGACUGUACUCAGGCCAAAUUUGGACUGAAAGAAGUAUGGCACUGGCUGCUGCGCAAUCAAUCUGUUUGUACCGUGACGAAAUUAUUGGUAAUGCAUAUUUCAGAUCAGGACUUACUAGUCAUGCAAGGUUUCACAGGCGAAGGGUCGUAAAUUUACGCGGUGUAGCUCUAAUGAAAAUUAGGUUCACUAGCAGAAAGUCUAAAUAUUUCCAAUUGAUCAGACCUUAUAGGAACUUUUGUUGUUUCGGAUCAGAAUUUUCAACAUUGCUCUCCAGCAUGACUGAAAAGAUGUCUUCAUCAUCUGGUACUAGUACAACUAAACAUGAGCUAAUUUGGUUCCGUUUCAAGACAAAACAGACAUUUGACUUUCUUGUUGACAAAGUAAGAAUUGUUCUCAAAGAAUGGAGGCAUCUACACUUCAUGAAAGUUGUUGGUUUACUGGCGUGUGCUUUCAUGGUCAUUCCAUCAGCCAACGCUGUUGACGCUCUCAAAACUUGUACCUGCUUGCUUAAGGAAUGCAGAAUGCAGCUUACCUUGAUGCAGAGAAUCACUCUGCCUUUUAGUUUCAACACACAUCCUAAUUGGUUCAAGCAUUCUGAAGCUCCCAACAAAUGGUAUCUUAUUCUAUUUUCUUAGCUUAGGUUGAUUAUAGCGUGACAGCUACUGAUACAAGAGUACUGAAAUGUGUUACCCUGCUUCGUUUUAGAUAAUAAGAUGGCUUAGAAAGAAACUUAGCUAUAUAACCUUCAAUUCGCGCUAGUUCAAUUUUUAAGAAAAUGGCCCCAGGUCAAUAAAAUUCUUUUUGUGAAGGAAAAUCGUAAACAA